UUUACAUACUCUGUUAUAUCUCGUUAACAUUCAUCUGCGUCGGUUUGCCGAUUCAAAAGACAGCUCGCAUGUAUAUCCCUCUAUACCUAGCCAAGCUUGAGGCGCUGCGGCGCCAUGGAUCAACAGAUGGAUACACUCAAUGGAUACGAAAUCAGCUUGCAACCAUCUCAGCCGUAAUAAAAUCCACAAGCUCUAUCAAACAGGAAAUUUCUUUGAUAGAACGUCGUUCAAGCUCUGCCGCACACACCAACCUCAUCAUCGGCCUCGUCGUCGGCUUCACUGUAGCAGCCUUCCUCAUCGGCGUCGCGAUUUUCCUCUGCUGCUACGGAGAUUCCAUCAGGUUCUCGAAGAAGAAGCAUAGGCACAGGCGCCGGUCAACGAGUAGCAAAGGAUCGAGAAACUCGAAACACUCACGGGAGGUGGAGCAUGCUGAGGGAGCGCCAGAAGGCGAACAGGGGGCGUGAAUUCAUCAUAUGGCAUCGAAUAGGCGUUGCGAUUUCUUUUCCCAAAAUCUUUCUAUGUUAUAUGUUUUUUUUUGCAUGAUGGGGCGGAUUGAGAGCGUUUUACAUUUUUGAGACUGUGGUUGGAUAUAUACGCAGGCUUUUGAUGAAUUAUGAUGAUGGAUUGGACAGAUUGCUCAUUGUUUCACUUGGUGCUCUUAUUCGGAUCACAGAACGAAUACCAUUCCUUCAAUAUUAUGCCCUUUACAUGAAGUCUCUUGGAUCACAAAAUUUUGCCCGUUCAUUAGUGUAGUCUUCAACCCGUUCCAAAUUCUCCCG
Molecule: messenger RNA, 779 nt
Organism: Trichoderma harzianum CBS 226.95
Lineage: Eukaryota; Fungi; Ascomycota; Sordariomycetes; Hypocreales; Hypocreaceae
Exons: 1
Coding region: 69-464 (131 amino acids)
Source: RefSeq, a predicted model, not a curated record